This is a messenger RNA of Gossypium raimondii (Peruvian cotton), 713 nucleotides long. Its product is annotated as iron-sulfur assembly protein IscA-like 1, mitochondrial. Gene Ontology annotation, biological process: iron-sulfur cluster assembly. The transcript has 3 exons. The record is from RefSeq and is a predicted model, not a curated record. Gene Ontology annotation, cellular component: cytoplasm; mitochondrion. The coding region runs from base 34 to 447 and encodes 137 amino acids. NCBI's taxonomy places the organism in Eukaryota, Viridiplantae, Streptophyta, Magnoliopsida, Malvales, Malvaceae. Gene Ontology annotation, molecular function: 2 iron, 2 sulfur cluster binding.
AAUGGCCUCUCGCGUAGAUUUAUUCACAAAUCCAUGGCUUCUCGAUUAUUCGCGACCGCCGCAGAGAAAAUCGGGCAACCGGCUUUGAGGCGGCAAGUUCUGACGUUGACCGACGCAGCAGCAUCCAGAAUACAUCACCUUCUUCAACAGCGCCAAAGAUCGUUCCUUCGAUUGGGUGUUAAGGCUCGUGGAUGUAACGGUUUAUCUUACACCCUCAAUUACGCCGAUGAGAAAGGAAAGUUUGAUGAAUUAGUUGAGGACAAGGGCGUUAAAAUACUAAUUGAUCCAAAAGCUUUGAUGCAUGUGAUUGGGACCAAGAUGGAUUUUGUAGAUGAUAAACUCAGGUCUGAGUUUAUUUUUAUCAACCCAAACUCCAAAGGGCAAUGUGGAUGUGGCGAAUCUUUCAUGACAACAACUGGUAGCACAGCUAAGCAGGGUAGUAAUUGAGGAUUUCAACACCCUUGUAAUAAGAUAAGAUUUUAACUAACCUUCAUGAUUCCAGGAUGCUUGCUUUCCUAAUUCACCACUCAAAAUAAGCUACAAGGAAAAAUGUUUCCAUGUCAUUUAUAGGAGUUGCUGCCAACUGAUUGUAUUAGUAUAGGUUCACAUAUGUCUGUAUCACAGAUGCUAGCUAGGUGUAUUCUAAUGGUUUUGUCUAUACCAUACUACAUUACAUAAGUUAUUUUGAAAUAACGAAGUUGAAUUGCAUCUAA